Messenger RNA from Acaulospora colombiana, 274 nucleotides. The record is from the annotation of a GenBank genome assembly. Lineage: Eukaryota; Fungi; Glomeromycota; Glomeromycetes; Diversisporales; Acaulosporaceae.
UGCCAGUGUCGACGUGGACGACGAUGCGCUCAAUACGCUCAUGGAAGACUAUAUCCGUGUCACCCAUCUUCAACAGUCUCUCAAGAAGAAGAUUAAAGCCGCAUUGAAGAGGCGUGAGGAGGUAGCAAAGGAGAAGGAGCAACAGGCGUAUGAGUCCUGGCUACAGAGUCAGGCAGAAAGGCAAGCGUUGAAGAAGGAAAGCAUUUCCCUGAAAGAAAAGAUGAAGAAGGUUCAGUCUGAUGAAUGGUAUUUGCCUUUCGUUUCUCUUGGGUAG